Messenger RNA from Labrus bergylta (ballan wrasse), 599 nucleotides. The record is from RefSeq and is a predicted model, not a curated record. NCBI's taxonomy places the organism in Eukaryota, Metazoa, Chordata, Actinopteri, Labriformes, Labridae.
CUUCGAUGACGGAGACUUUGACGAUGGCGAGGAGGAUGAAGGAUUAGAUGAUCUGGAAAACGCAGAAGACGAGGACCAGGAGAACGUUCAGAUCCUCCCCGCAGGUGAAGGCUCGCAGGCGAACCAGAAGAGGAUUACCACACCGUACAUGACCAAAUACGAGAGAGCCCGAGUCCUCGGCACGCGAGCUCUCCAGAUAGCGAUGUGCGCUCCUGUCAUGGUGGAGCUGGAGGGAGAAACAGACCCGCUGCAGAUAGCAAUGAAAGAGCUGAAGAGCAGAAAGAUCCCCAUCAUCAUCCGCAGGUACCUCCCUGAUGGGAGUUAUGAGGACUGGGGCUGUGAUGAGCUCAUCAUCACUGACUAAACUCCACAUGGAUGGAAUCAGGUCAGAGACACAGAACUUCCCUGUUCACACAGACCUCCAUGAGGGACUCCAUGAGACCCAACAGACUCUAAAACACACCACUGCUGUAAUAUCACUCAGAGCCACAAGGGGGAGCUGUAACUACUUGUUUUAUAGAAAGAAUCCUGUGUUGUGUUUCUUUUUUUGAGGAGAAAGAAGUUUCUAUUGUGAUGAAUAAACUCUUUUGUAUAAAUGA